Messenger RNA from Orbicella faveolata, 1985 nucleotides. Its product is annotated as diphosphoinositol polyphosphate phosphohydrolase 1-like. The record is from RefSeq and is a predicted model, not a curated record. Gene Ontology annotation, biological process: diphosphoinositol polyphosphate metabolic process; diadenosine pentaphosphate catabolic process; adenosine 5'-(hexahydrogen pentaphosphate) catabolic process. Gene Ontology annotation, cellular component: cytoplasm; nucleus. Lineage: Eukaryota; Metazoa; Cnidaria; Anthozoa; Scleractinia; Merulinidae. Gene Ontology annotation, molecular function: diphosphoinositol-polyphosphate diphosphatase activity; endopolyphosphatase activity; bis(5'-adenosyl)-hexaphosphatase activity.
UAAGCAAAAAGAGUGGAUAUGGACCGUCAAUCUAAGAAUAGGUUUAAACGAAGCAAAUGAAACUGCAACUAAGUGUUUUCAUCUCAGCUUGCAUGUUACACAACACUGAUCAAGCCCAUUUUCUCCUAACCCUUGAUGACGUAUUUCCUUCAUUCGAGGCAGGCCGCAUACUAAAAUAAACACGGAAUGUCAAUUGUUUUGAGUACCUACACCUCCUCACGUUAAUUUCGCGACGGCAAAAUUUAGCCAAGCUCAACUUUGGUCCAAUAUUAUUUAGCAAUUUUGGAAAAAAUCGUCCAAUUUGCUACAUGAACUUGUCGCCAAAUUUUAUGCAAAACGUUGUUAAAUGAUUCAAAUUGCUGUACGUGACCAAACUUGUGCAUAAUUGACAAGUCAGUACUUCAAACGUCAAAAUAUAAUUUAAUACGCACGUGCGCUUCAAACAGAUUACAUUAAAACACAGACGGUCGCAGGAAAGUUGCUUAGUUCUCGAGCGAGGGGUACGGUAAUAAAACGCGAUGACGAAGCGAUCCCGUCCUGCGAAAAAAGAUCGCACUUACGAUACCGAAGGAUAUACCAAGCGAGCGGGUUGUUUAUGUUUCAAGACAGACCGCGAAGAGGAGGUUUUGUUGAUAACAAGCAACCGCUCUCCUGAUCAAUGGAUUGUCCCAGCUGGCGGAGUAGAGGUUGGAGAAGACAACCAGGAUGCAGCUAACAGGGAGAUAUUAGAGGAAGCUGGGGUGUGUGGAAACAUUGUUCGUUCUCUUGGAAUGUUUCAGAACGACUCAAGUAAUACAAGAACAAUGAUGUACGUUUUACAUGUUAACAAAGUCCAUGAAAUGUGGCAAGAUGCAGCCAGAGGUCGAAGAAGAAGAUGGUUUUCAAUCGAUGAAGCCUGGGUGCGACUCUCUCACAGGCCUUCCCAGCAAUCUUACCUGUGUGAUGUCAUGAAGUCAAAAUGGAAAACGGAGCGAUUUAACACAAGUUUUGCAGUGUUUGUUGACUCACAGAGCAAAAUAACAAAAGAUCUUGGAAAAAAUUCCUACAAAUCCUUUUAAGUUGAGGAAUUAUGAACAAUUUAAAUAUAUGAUUUUGUACAAAUGUAAAUAAUAUGAUUGUGGUAUUGUAUAAUUUUUUCCACGAAAUGACGUGAACUUUUAAGCCACAUACUUUCACGGAUUCCGGGAAAAUAUAGACAAAUGUAUGGAAAAUUAAAAACGUGACUGGAUGCUUCUUAGCACAGCUACGUUCUUCAAAUUUGGUCAAUACAAUGUCUGCAAGUCUCUUAGCUUUGUUUGCUGUUGAUAAAUUUAUCAUAAUUAGAUUUUUAAGAAAAUUAUUUGCCAUCCACGGUUCUCAGGAUACAGAUACUGUAAUUUCUGAUGCAUGUUGCAUUUUAUUGUAUUUAUAUUGUAUUGUUCACUGAAAAACCCAUUUUUCAGGGAGUGUACAAUAAAGUUUCAUUCAAUUUUUUUUUUAAUUUUAAACUGUCAACUCAUUCUGAUUGCUUCCAAAACCAUGAAAAGGUCUAUUAAAUAAGGAUUUUUAUAAUUUUUUGUUCUGAUGUAAAUAUUACACAUACCCAAUCAAAUAAAGAACAGAUAAACAAAGCUCAGAUAUCAAAAUUAUAAAAAACAAAAUAUAAGUUGAAAUGUUCUUAAUUUACGAACACUUCAGUCAGUAACCAAGGUAUAUUUGAAACCGGUAAAAAACAUUCAUUGUUAUAUCUAAAAUUUUAUACUUUAUUGAGUAUUAUUUAUCAAUUUAAGGGGCUGAUUGUAACAUUUGUUUCUCGUAAACCAGAAUUGCCCUGUUGGAAAAUACAAAUUAAAAAUUAAUUAACGAAACUGUAACAUGCAGAAGAAAAUUUGGACAGGAAGGAUAUGGUAAAAAGAUGCAUAAUAAUUGUAAUUUUGUAUUCUUAAUGUCGUGUGCAAAAAUGUUUCGUUAAACAGCACAAUGAACUCACAUGAACAAGGGAAAAA